Molecule: messenger RNA, 1257 nt
Organism: Naumovozyma dairenensis CBS 421
Lineage: Eukaryota; Fungi; Ascomycota; Saccharomycetes; Saccharomycetales; Saccharomycetaceae
Exons: 1
Coding region: 1-1257 (418 amino acids)
Source: RefSeq, a predicted model, not a curated record
AUGGGCCCUAGAAUACUCUUGAUUAUUCAAACGUUGACAUUUCUACUGCAACUCACCCAAACAAGCAUCAUACCGAGACAAGACAAAUUAUGUACCAUCAAUUAUGACGAAAAUGAAUCUCAAAAAUACAUUGCAUUCUACAAAGAUAUAAUGAAAAAACCACCACCAAAAUUAUUAUCAAGACUUGGGAUAAGGACAUUAUUAUAUUCUGGAUUUAAGUUUCAAAAAUAUUAUGAAAUUUCAAUGAUACCACCAAUUUUCGAUAGUUAUUUGAAGAUGACUUAUUGUCUUAAUGGACAGAUUCAAUGGGAACGAUUAAUACCUUUAAGGGACGAUAUUGAUUGGGACACACCGAUUUGUGUUAACUGUAUGACUGAAAUGGAGGGGAACUUUACUAUGACAGGUUUGCAAUGUUUCAAGUUGGCAAGAAGGAAGAAAUAUGUAAGAAGGGAAUUUUCAUUAUUUUUCCCUGGAUCUUGGGUUGGUGGGAUCUUUUAUUGUCAAUUUGAAACUGAUUUUGAAAGGCAAGAAGCAUUAAAAUCUUUAAAAAAGAAUACAAGGAAGUUUCAAUUGGGGGAGGAAAAUAUGGAGGGUGGGGGACGAAUAUGUAAGAGAAAUAAUUCGAUACCAUUGAUGCCUAUUUAUUCAGAUGAUUAUGGUAACGACUGGUUCGAGUUUGAAAAAGUGGGGACUAAGUUAAGAAAUUUAAAAUUGAGAAAAUUUGUCCCAUAUUUAAAUACUCCAAAUAUCCCUGUUGAAAUAUUGAAUUCGUUUUUCCAAAAUGUUACCAAGAAUACUAAUCAAUCGAAAACUAUUACUAAAUGGGAGAGGAAAGGAAUAAAUGAAAAACUUAUUGAAUAUUGGAAAUAUUUUAAUAAUAUUGAAUUUGAACCAUGGUAUAAUGAAAUUGAUGUGGAGGAAAAUUAUGAUUUAACGUUACAAGAUUAUUCAAUAUUAAGAAAGAUAAUGGAUAAAGCUAUAAAUAAAUUUGCUUCUAUCACCUCUCUACCACAAAUGGCAAUGAAAAAAGUUUUCUCUAGUUUGGAAGAUGAUAUUGAUAUGAAGGGCAAAAUCACAGUAAUAAAACCAAAAUUUCGUCGUAGGUUAUUUAAGAAAAUGAAGAAAUUCAUUUGGAGACAUUUAUCUAUCAUUGAUAAACGAACAAUGUUAAUACAUGGUAAUAUUGACAAAUUUAAAGAUAUUCAGAAAGAAUGGGACAAUGUGAAUAUUACGAAAGAAAGAUACGAGUAUAUAUAA